Symbiodinium pilosum is the source of this 373-nucleotide messenger RNA. The record is from the annotation of a GenBank genome assembly. Lineage: Eukaryota; Dinophyceae; Suessiales; Symbiodiniaceae.
AUGGUGAUUGCUUACUGCGGGGCCCUGGCUUCCUUCCCGGACUACUGGUGGACCUGCACGUUGUGCUUCGGCCUGCCUUUCUCGUACAUCGCCAUUCAGAACAUCUACAUCGACCACGAUGUCAUGCGCGGGGCCACGUUCCCGGUCUAUGAGUGGCAGCGCUUCCUCACCCACCCGUUUGCAGAUUUCUUCAGUUUGCCUUGGGAGGAGUUCGUCCUGGAGCACAACAGGCAUCACGCGUCCACGGUGGACUUGCUGAUCCAGGGCGAGUUCGGCUGGGAUCCCGAGGAGUUCCACUAUGCUCUGCAGCAGUGGGCCGGGCCGUGGGGCUCCAACUGGUACAAGUACCUCCUGACCGUGCCGUUCAUCCCAG